Nothobranchius furzeri (turquoise killifish) is the source of this 1483-nucleotide messenger RNA. RefSeq names its product MID1 interacting protein 1a (gene mid1ip1a). Gene Ontology annotation, cellular component: cytosol. Gene Ontology annotation, biological process: regulation of lipid biosynthetic process. Lineage: Eukaryota; Metazoa; Chordata; Actinopteri; Cyprinodontiformes; Nothobranchiidae. The record is from RefSeq and is a predicted model, not a curated record.
UACGCCCAUCAGCGGUUUUGCUCAUCAGAACAGAAUGUGAGAAAUGCUGGAGUCUCUCACCGGAAGAGAAAUCAAAGAACAGACUCCAGUUUCUGCUCGGUCAUUUGUGUCCGGUUACACUUGCCGAAACUCGCUAAACAAGUUUCUGGAACCCCGCCUUUGCCGCUCGCUCCACCUGUAGCCCUGUACGUAUAUAAGGAAGUCAGCACCGCAGUCAAGGGAAGCAACACCAACGAAGACGCACUUCUUUCAACUCAACAAGAACUGAGAGAAAGAAACUAAAAGCAAAAUGAUGAUGCAGCUCCCAGAGACCCCCAACCAGAAGAACUCCCUCUUCAACGCCAUGAACCGCUUCAUCGGCGCGGUAAACAACAUGGACCAGACCAUCAUGGUUCCCAGCCUGCUACGGGACGUCCCGCUAGACGAGGACAAAGAGGUAGCCUCUCUGAAGUCGGACAUGGACGAGGGGGACAUGUACAGCUACUACCAGCUGCUCAAGUCCAUCCGCACGGACAUCGAGUGGGGGGUCCGGUGCGCAUCGGUGGACGAGGGGCGCACGCGCUCAAGCUCUUCCGCGUCCACCUCAUCCACCGCGUCUUCCGCUUCAUCACUGUCAUUCGAGGAAGAGGAAGAGGAGGACGACGAGGACUUGGAGAAGCAGUUUCAGUUCCACCUGACUGGGCUGCAGGGAGUGCUGUCCAAACUCACGCAGCAGGCCAACUCCCUAACCAAACGCUACAAGAAGGAGAUUGGCAUCGGAGGAUGGGGCCAGUGAAAACGCACAGAAGCUGGGUUUCCCUCCCACUGACUUGAGCCUUUUUCUACUCCUUCAGCCGUGUCUGUGCUGUUGCUGCUGAUGAUAUUCAUGAGCAAUUAUUUAAGUGGCAGUGAACAACAGCUCCAUCUCAGGCCUGCACGGUGUGUUGGUGUCACCACUGAACUUGUCGUUUGCACUCCCAACUUGUUUAGCAUUCAGGUCCUGUCAGAUAAAACUUAUUUAAGCCUCUAUUUAAUGCUAUUUAUUACCUCACAAUGUACGUUCAAGAGACUAUAAUGCCUCAGGAAAAGGAGAAGGUGUUCGAUCCAGACGUUUGAGCCACCCCCAUCUGAGGAGAGAGAGGGGGAAUACUGACACAAGAUUCUGCAUCCUUUAUUUGUGAUGGUGAUGAUGUCGGUGUGUUCACAUGGAUUUGUCCCUCUGCUUCUUUUUAUCUGAGGUGUUUUAUUUUUGCUUGUAAGGAGGCAGAUGCUCGUCGCAUCCGUCGAUGAUCUCGUGUCCUACAUGGUCAAUGAACUGGAAUAAACUCAUCUUCUGCAAGGAGGACAGUGAGGAUUUCCAGGAGAUGAUGUCUUUGUUGUUGUUGUCAUUUAGCCUGCUUGGUAUUAUAGGUCCAUCUGUCAAAACAAGAAAUUACUUUAAAAAAAUGCACUUUUUGCAGUGUUUUUUACUGAUGUUUCUCCAAUAAACUUUUAUACAAAUGUC